Conger conger (European conger) is the source of this 2511-nucleotide messenger RNA. RefSeq names its product adenosine deaminase domain containing 1 (testis-specific) (gene adad1). The coding region runs from base 149 to 1858 and encodes 569 amino acids. The transcript has 12 exons. Gene Ontology annotation, cellular component: cytoplasm; nucleolus. NCBI's taxonomy places the organism in Eukaryota, Metazoa, Chordata, Actinopteri, Anguilliformes, Congridae. Gene Ontology annotation, molecular function: tRNA-specific adenosine deaminase activity; double-stranded RNA adenosine deaminase activity; double-stranded RNA binding. The record is from RefSeq and is a predicted model, not a curated record. Gene Ontology annotation, biological process: RNA processing; adenosine to inosine editing.
UAACGUUAGCUUACUCGGAAGUCAUGGGUCAUAGCUAGAGAGGAUAUAACGUUACAAGUCCGCCUCUGCUUUCUCCUAGUCCUCCAUACUCCACCUGACCAGACUUUAAUAUCAGUGACUGCAAGCUUGCUGUUGGAAAUCCAACAAGAUGAUGGGUCGAGGGGUACCGUGCCAUGAUUCUAGGGGAGCCAGUUUUUCCCAAAUCCUAAAGAUGAACGCUGCGUCCCUGCCCAGCAUGAACAUGUCCUACCUGCCCAUGUCCAUGGAAGACGUCAACAACAACCUCCUACUGCAUCCUGCAAGCAGCAGCCCCAAACUUAAAACAGGUUGUAAAUCUUCUAAGAGCAUCCCAACUGAACUGAUCAAAAGAUAUCAAAGGGGUGAGACUCAUGCUGUGUCAGCCCUCUAUCAGCUUUCUCAGGUACUGCAGUUUCAGCUGGAGUUAAAGGAAACCGUGACCACAGGUAACAUCCUAGGGUUCUAUUUUGCCUUCUGUGCCGUGAUCGAUGGUGUGGAGUACAAGACCGGAAUGGGGCAGACCAAGAAGGAGGCGCGCGCCAAAGCAGCACAACUUGCCCUGGAAGACUUGUUGCCCACCUUGGGGUCGCAGUCCCUGCUGCCGGACGUGUCAGAAGGUCCUCCUCCACUGCCUGUGAAAGAGAAGGAAUCUACUGUGGCAGACUUCCACCCUGGGAGAGCUUCAUGUGAGAGGAAGAGUACCUUCAAUACACAGAUCCCGAAAGCCGUGAAAGAAGCUUACAGUAAGCUCAUGGAGGGGUACCCUGAAUUCUCCUCCCGCGAGAAGACUUUGGCGGCUUUCGUUACUCAAUCGCCUGCAGGCUGCGAAGUAGUUGCCAUGGGAACAGGGGAUUUCAAUACCAAAGAGAGCGUCACUCCCAAUGGACGGACCCUCCAUGAUUCCCACGCAGUGGUGACUGCACGCCGAUCCCUGAUGCGGUACCUGUUCAGACACCUACUGCUAUUCUUCAGUAAGAAUCGUGCCCUUGUGGAGAAGUCUGUUUUCCAGCAGGAUGAGACCACCAAACUACUGAGCCUGAAGAGCCACAUCUCACUACACCUAUACCUGAACCAACUUCCCAAAGGCGCUGCCCAGAUCCCUUCUCAUCUUCGACUGAACCCCCUGUCCAUCGCAGCCUGGGAGGUGAACAACCAGAUCGGCCUCCAUGUCACCAUCCAGGGCAAGGUCUUCUCUGUCUUCUCCUCCACCUUUGACCAGACAGCCACCAAAGUGGUGAGCGCUUCGGCCAGCGACAAGCUGACCCAGUGGCAGGUGCUGGGCUUCCAGGGAGCCCUCCUCAGCCACUUCAUCGAGCCCGUCUACGUGAGCAGCAUUCUCGUAGGGGAUGCCUUGUGCAGUGAUGUGCGCGGGAUGGAGAUUGCGGUGAGUCAACGUGUGGAAGGCAUCACGUCGCGCCUGCCGAUGUUCUACUGUGUGUACCGGCCCCUGAUCAGCCUGGUGCCCGCUGUGUGCCCAGAGAGCCACGCCCCCUCCCCCACAGGCCCCACCCACCAGGCCCUCGCCAUCAACUGGAGCCAAGGAGACGUGUCCCUGGAGGCUGUGGAUGGGCUGGAGGGCCGGUCCAUCGAAGACUCUCCAUUCAAGAGUGGGCCCGCCUUGGCCAGCCGUCUGUGCAAAGCUGCAAUGCUGAGCCGCUUCAAUCUGGUGGUACAGGAAGCACAGAGACCCAAACUGCUGGCUGCUGUUUCUUACAGAGAAGCUAAGAUGAUGGCGAAGUCGUAUCAGGAGGCCAAGAAUGUGCUUAAGUCCUACCUCUCACAGAAAGGCUAUGGGUCUUGGCCAGUCAAAUCCCCGGUCAGUGACCACUUCUGCAUGUGAGAGCGCCCGCAGUCAUAGCUCCGACCGGUCGUAUUAGCGGAGACGUUAAACCUGCAGACAUCGCGGUAACAGCCUGGUAAUUUAACAAAAAACUGUGACCCAGGUAUAUGACUGGCUCAUGUGAACUGCACUGCUGUUGGACUCACACCUGGAUCUAGUGCCUGUUUGAAGUGCUUUAUCUUGAGAGGUUUGGUAUGAAUAUUGGUGAUUCCUUUUUUUCUUUUUUAUUAUUAUUUAAUUUAAUUUUUAUUGGUGAAAACAUUUCUUUUAAAAUGUAUGUAACCUUCUGGCAUUGUUUUGGUUUUCAAGGGUUAAAAUAUGUCAGAUACAUAUUUGAUCCAGAUGUGGUUGAGAUCGACUCGCUGAGAUGUUCUGUUUGGUCCAUCUGUUCCCGGCAGAGACCACACUUAGAGGAAAAAUCAAGGUUGCACGUUCUGCAUUGAUGCCAUCGUGUAUAUAAUUCUAAUAUGAAAAUUUCUGGGCUCUUAAGAAUAUUUGGCAUUUGUCUUGAUUAGUAAUCACCACGCAAGUUACUUCUGCUCAGUUUGAUGGUGUGAAUAGAUAAGUUUAGUUAAAAAGAAAAUGUUUUGUUUUGAAUGAAGUUUUUGGAGUAAAAAAUAAAAUAAAGAAAAAAAGCAUUUUUUUCACAUAAA